Molecule: messenger RNA, 879 nt
Organism: Closterium sp. NIES-65
Lineage: Eukaryota; Viridiplantae; Streptophyta; Zygnematophyceae; Desmidiales; Closteriaceae
Source: the annotation of a GenBank genome assembly
AUGCUUCAGAACGUAAGAGCCCGUAUCAGAAUUCCUUUGGAGGGACGUGCAGUGAGUUGGGUCAAAUUUCGAGCCUUCGUUCCAUUCACCUCCUCCUUUCCCCCACACUUCCUCCCACCAGAGCCUGUAUCAGUAACCCUAUGGAGAGACGUGCAGCGAGUGUGGGUGAACCUGCGGUGUGUGCUUAUACCGAGUGAACGGAGCUCCCUCAGAGACUGGGACCUGUGGGGGCCGUUCUUCUUUAUAAUCACCCUCGCGCUGCUGCUCUCCUCGUCUGCCACACACAACAAGGCGCAUGUGUUUGCGGUGGUGUUCGGAACAGUGUCAGCAGGAGCCGUUGUCCUCACUCUCAAUGUGCAGCUGCUGGCAUGUCCCUCUGCAUCUCACUGCACCCCUCAUGGACCCCCGCCUCAUGUCUUUUCAUUUGCGUCACAUCUCUCUCCUGCACCCCUCUCCCUCACACCACAGGGCGGGCGCAUCAUAUUCUUCCAGAGCCUCUCCCUGCUCGGCUACUGCCCCUCACACACAUACGCCCCUUUGCACCUCACUGCACCCCUCAUGUCGCCCUGCGUAUCUUUCUCUCUCUCUCUCCUGCACCCCUCUCCCCCUCACCACAGGGCGGGGCGCAUCAUAUUCUUCCAGAGCCUCUCCCUUCUCGGCUACUGCCUCGUGCCUCUCGACCUUGCCGCCCUCCUCUGCCUACUCACCACCGCCAAGCUCGCCCGCAUGGCGCUCGUAUUAGUCACAUUCGCUUGGAGCUCCUCGGCUGCAUACCCGUUCGUGGCGAAGGCUGUUCCUGAGACUCGCAGGGUGCUGGCAGUGUACCCUGUGUUCCUGCUCUACACUGCUAUUGGCUUCCUUGUGCUCGCUAAUGACUAG